This is a messenger RNA of Papaver somniferum (opium poppy), 1931 nucleotides long. Its product is annotated as sugar transporter ERD6-like 7. The record is from RefSeq and is a predicted model, not a curated record. Gene Ontology annotation, biological process: transmembrane transport; carbohydrate transport. NCBI's taxonomy places the organism in Eukaryota, Viridiplantae, Streptophyta, Magnoliopsida, Ranunculales, Papaveraceae. The transcript has 18 exons. Gene Ontology annotation, cellular component: membrane. Bases 131 to 1588 code for a protein of 485 amino acids. Gene Ontology annotation, molecular function: sugar transmembrane transporter activity.
UCUAUCUCUUUCUCACCUAGAUGUUCUAGAAAUUUGUACAUUCUUCUUGGAUCUAAUAAAAUUUCUCUCAUUACAUUUCUGUCUUUCUGUAAAAAAUAAAGUUUCUGUGCUUGGAAGAUUGAUAGAAAAAAUGACUAUUACUCAAGAAGUGGAGAACAGCCGCAAUGGACAACGUGAAUCAAUAACCGAGCCACUUAUCAGGCAAAGGAAGGCUUCCAUUCAUGAAGAAUCUCCUCAAUUGGAAGGAAAUGGUAACGGAGGAUCUAUGUUUAUGGUUUUUCUUAGCACUUUUGUUGCAGUGUGUGGGUCUUUCGACUUCGGAUCAUGUGUGGGUUUUUCUGCGCCUGCUCAGUCUGGAAUCACAAGUGAUCUUGGUUUGUCGUUAUCCGAGUAUUCAGUGUUUGGAUCCAUAGGAAAUAUCGGUGCCAUGGUGGGUGCAAUAACAAGUGGUAAAGUAUCUGAUUACCUUGGCCGAAAAGGGGCAAUGAGGAUGUCAUCUAUUUUUUGCGUUGUAGGAUGGCUAGCUGUCUAUUUCGCUAAGGGAUCCGUGUCACUUGACAUUGGAAGACUGUGCACAGGAUAUGGCAUGGGAGUCCUCUCUUACGUGGUACCCAUUUUCAUAGCUGAAAUCGCACCAAAGCAUCUUAGAGGAGGCCUUGCUACUUUGAAUCAGCUCAUGAUUGUUACGGGAGUAUCUUUUACCUUCAUUAUAGGAACACUUGUAUCGUGGAGAACGCUAGCACUAAUUGGUGUUCUCCCCUGCUGUGUUCUUCUUGUUGGUCUUUUAGUCAUCCCAGAGUCUCCAAGAUGGCUGGCAAAGGUCGGGCAACAGAAAGAGUUUGAAUUGUCAUUACGAAAACUCCGUGGGAAAGAUGCGGACAUUUCUCAGGAAACGGCAGACAUUCAGGACUACCUACAAACUCUUGAACACCUACCAAAAGCCCAAAUACUUGAUUUGUUUCAGAGGAGAUACUUGGUUUCUCUCAUUGUUGGUGUUGGAUUAAUGGUGUUUCAACAAUUUGGAGGAAUCAAUGGAAUCUGUUUUUAUGUAAGCCACAUAUUUGAGGCUGCAGGAUUCCCAUCUGCAUUAGGUACAGUUAUCUACGCCUGUAUUCAGGUUCCGAUAACCGGAUUAGGAGCAUUAUUAAUGGAUAAAGCUGGAAGAAGACCUCUUCUAUUUGUGUCUGCAUCAGGAUUGCUCGGAGGUUGCCUUUUACUUGCAACUUCUUUCUACAUGCAGGCCCAUGAAAUAUUCCUUGAGGCAGUACCCACACUGGCUCUCACCGGCAUACUGACUUAUGUUGGUUCAUUCUCCAUGGGCAUGGGUGCAGUUCCUUGGGUUAUAAUGUCAGAGGUAUUCCCACUUAAUAUAAAGGGAACAGCAGGAAGUUUGGUUACAUUGGUCAAUUGGUUUGGGUCAUGGGUGGUUUCAUUUACAUUCAACUUCCUCAUGAGCUGGAGUUCUUAUGGUACAUUUCUACUCUAUGCAGCAGUUAAUCUAUCAGCAAUUCUAUUCAUUGCAAAGAUGGUGCCAGAAACUAAAGGCCGAACUCUAGAAGAAAUUCAAGCUUCCAUGAACAGAUCAUAGAAAGGCACUAAAGCAACGGGUCUUAGAACCAUUGUUUGAGUCAUUGCGAUUGUCCAAUAUUUCUGUUUAAGCUAGAAUGGAUAGUGUGAAAAGAAAUAUAAUAAUUCGAUGAACUGGGUGAAGCAUUAUACUUGGUCAUGCUGCUGCCACGUUAGCAGACACGUCAGGAAUUUGUUGCACUAGGGUCGCUGAGCUCGAGACAUGCGGCAGUGCGACUUCUUGAACAUCAAAAUUGAAUGGUUCUUUGUUGCCAAGAUUUGCAGUGUACAAAGGCAGCAAAAAAAAAAAAAACUCCGCCACUAUGGUCCUGUGCUAAUUGGAGACGGGAACUCAAUUUCUGCCA